AUGGACGUGCUGUCAGAAAGGUGGAUGGAUGGAAUGACUGAGGAUGUAGGCUGUCACGACCGGGCUGUCCUGUUGUACGAGUACGUGGGCAAGCGGAUUGUGGACCUGCAGCACACCGAGGUCCCCGACGCCUACCGCGGGCGCGGCAUCGCCAAGCAUCUCGCCAAGGCUGCGCUGGACUUUGUGGUAGAAGAAGACCUGAAGGCCCAUCUCACGUGCUGGUAUAUCCAGAAGUACGUCAAGGAGAACCCCCUGCCACAAUACCUGGAGCGCCUUCAGCCGUAGCCCUGGCCUGCGGGGCGGGAGCCCUCAUCCAGACCUUUCCUCACGGCCGAGGCCUGGCCCUCUGCGUGCUCUCAGGAAACCUGGUCCCUACCGGGUAUGGACUCAGAGUUAUUUUUGUAAGAACACUCAUCUGUGGCCCCUGGAGGCAGCUGGCCAAGUAUGGCCAGUGUCCAGCUACCGUGGUGAAGGCAACGCCAGGCGGCCACAGUCCCAGAAGCUCCUGCUCUACUGAGAUUGGUCCUGAGAGGGACUUCAGCCAGGAGCAGAAUGUGGACGGGGUCCCUGUGACCAUUCUGGGCUCCCCCUGCCGUUCCCUACUCUGUGAGCGACAGGAGGGCUAAUUUGGGGCCUGCUAGGUCCCCUAGGUCUGCAUCUUUUCUGUGGAUGAGGAGGGUGUUCCCUGAGCUGAAAGGAGCAAUAAGAAACCUUGUGUGCCAACUUCCCAGGGGUAGAGCACCCAGCUGUGGUUGCCACCAGCACUGCCCCUUCUCUUCCUCCAAGUCACGGGCCCUGGCGUGAGAAGGGCGGCCCUCCCGGCACGCGAGACGGGCCAAGACCCGUGCCUGCUGCUUGAGCUCGGCUGCGUACACAAGCACACACCACAUGCACAUACAGGACGCCAAGGGCAGGGCGUGCACUGUCCAGGGGCUGACGGGGGAGCGCUGGGUGCUCUCUCCUAGUACCUGCCCCCUUAGCUCCUUGCCCCUUGUCUUUCGGCUCUACAAGGCCCCCAUCCCUCAUGGCUGUGCUUCCUCCCAUUCGCCCCCUUUGGCCCCUGCUCACCCCUAUCUGUCACAAUCCAGCUUCAGGGGCAUCUGGAGCACCCCAGAUCCCCACUUCACAGUGACCUCCUGCUGCCCUGUGGGUGGGCUUUCUCAGAGAGGACCCUCUGGAGCUGGGACGUGGGGGCCGGGGGGAUACAGAUGAUCCUUAAAAACUCACCACCCGAGAGGAGGAAAUGUUUCUGCUGGGGGAUUUCCUUUGCUGCCACAGAACAUUUUUCUCUUUGUGGGGAGCUUGUGCCGGGCACGUUCAGUUGCCUGUCUGCCUUCCUGGUAAGGACCUGGGAGGGGUACUGACCACCCUUUGUUCUCUGAGGCUGACCUUUCUGGAGGCCCUUAGGGCUUCCUUUUGGGGGCUGUUUAGAGCUCAGGGUCCUAACUUGUACCCCACCCCCCUACCCUCUCCCCACUGUAGGGUCAAAUUCAUUCUCCUCCAUGGCACUGAGUUGUUAACAUCAAACUCCUGGGUGACGUGUCCCCUGCAGGCCUCUGACUGGGCUCAGGGAGAUAUGGGUGCUAGGGGUGCUGGUUGCCACGGUGACUCCUCCAUUAACUGCCAUGCCCUGGCAGGCAUAGGCCUGUAGAUGCCUUUUCUGCUCACCUCUUUGUUCCUGUCUCCACAUUGAGGCCCUCACCCCAGCCACUUGCUGCUCAGGGGCCCAGCCCACACAUUUCACAGAUGUUGUCCCACUCUGUAGCAGGAACAAGAUCCUCACAUGCAGGAGGCCUGGCAGUCUGCCCACCUAAGGGUCCCUUAGCCCCAAUGUCACUGUCUUUAGUAUCCCUCACUCCCUCCCAUGUCCCAGCCCCACUUUGGCCUCCGGGAGUUCCUGAGACAUCCAGAGACACCCUUCCCCUCCUUGCUUGCUUCUCAGUUCUGAUUAUGUAGGACUAGAAAGGCCCCUAGGCCUCCACUGUGCUGGGAAUUAUGGGUCAGGAAGAAAUAGUUUGCAGGAAGUGGGUUUAUCUGCUGGGUCCCCUCUAAAAGGCUGGAGGUGUCCCUUUCCUGGCAGAGUUUAAGAGUGGGUUGUAGGCCUGAGAGUGGACAGAAGGGCCAGCUCAGGGUCUGGGCCUCUUCCCCCUCUACUGUCCAGGGCACCUGGGCUAGAAUUCCCCCCUCUCCCUCCCUGUAGGACUGCCCUGCCUCAUACAUACAUGCCUCCCCAAGGUCUAACAUAGACUCUGUCUUGAAAACUCAGUAGCUCAGUGAGCUGGUGCUAUUUCCUCUGAGGCCUGCAGGGCAAGUGACCAGGCUGAAGGAGGGCAUUGUCCUGCAGUGGUAAUACCCAGGACCCCCAGGAGAGGCCUCCUAGGGCAAGCAGGGCAUUGAGGGUCAGAGAGCCAGGUCGCACCAAAAGGGAACGGGCCAUCCUCACCGUCCCAACCUAGGAUCCUGUGUUCUGCCGGCUGGCGACCCCACAUUCAGCCCAGCAUAUGCAUAAAACAGUACUUGAACCAAAAGAUGUGUGGGGUCUUGGGGGCCCUGUGUCACCCUAGGUCCAGAAACAGCUAGUCUCAGUUCCUGCAGGUACGACCUGGAUCGCCUCAACUCAGGAGGCCUUAAAAUGCCACUGUACCCACUACAGGUGGUUGGGCUGCUGUGCUAGCCUGGCCCUCAGGCCCACACAGAGCCUCGUGGCAACAGUAGCCUCCUCUCCCAGACCGUGGCCCUGGGUUGGCUACAGAAGCCUAUCCUGGCUCUCCCAAAUCACCUUGGGCCAGCCAACGUGACUGACCUGCCCCCUGGUGCUAAACAGUCUGGUGUCCCAGCCUUACCACCCUCCUUAAUCCUGGAAUCCACACCAGGGCUCCCCUCCCUGAGGAUCACCCUGGAGGCCCACGCCCUCCCGCCACACCCAUGCUGUGAGUUUUUCUCCUUGCUCAGUCAAAAUAGGUGGUCACUCAUGUGCCUUUCCUACUCAGGACCUGUUACAGAUGGGGUCUGGGCCAAGACUGGUCCCUAGACCUGCUCCCUUUGUUACUUUUCAAACUCCUAAACAUAAUGCAUGACAUACAUUUCAAUACAAGGUGUGACCUCAAGUACCAGCUGGACUGCUGUGGGCAGGGGCCGGAAGGCUGGUGCUGCUCUCCCUGCACCGUCCUGGCCCAUAGCAAUCUGAUUGCUGGUGCCAUUUUUUUUAACUGAUAAGGAAACAGGCACAGUGAGAUUGAGUCCACAGGGGUGAGGAACGAGGGAGGAGGCAGGUAUGGCAGGCACCCUCCAUUCUUUUUCCCUGCUUGCAGCCUGUUACUUAAAACCAUUAGUGCAGCCUAGUUUCAGGUAGAAAAAGUGAGACUCCCAGAGGAAUUGGGUUUGGGCCAAGGUCUUGGAGCAAGACAGUGGUGGCCUCAGUAUCUACAGAUGUUGCUGUUUGUGUCCAUCCACAUCUCCCCACACCAUGGCUCUAGUAGGCUGCAGCCACACUCAAUACAGCUUCCCUUGUCUUUGAGGUGGCCAGAUGGGCUACUGGAAGGUGGCUGUGACAGUAUAUCACACUGCAUAGGCCUCUGCCCUCAGACAAGUGCUCCCCUGUGAAAAGUCACUUCUUGGGACUUUUGGUCCAGGAGGGAGGGGGAGAGGCAGGCCAAUCUCCCUUUGAUACAUGGUGCUGUCCACGCAGUCCAGGUGGCAUCUGGCAGACAGGAGCAUGACUUGCUCCUUGGCUGCACAGGGACAGUGGGAACUCCACUUCCUCCUUCUGGUUCCCCCUCCAGUGAUUACAGUAACCGUGAACAAAGAGGAGAAGGAAGGCACUGCUGUCACCAGGCCCUUCAUGGUCUAGUCCAGCCUGUCAUCACAGUCCCAUGAGAUCCCAUUUCUUAAGAUUGUUUUACCAGUGAGGACAUGGGUUCAGUCAGGGAGUCACUGGACUACAGCCCAUGUGGCUAGAAAACAAGGCCAGGGCCCAGGCCCAGCUCCUGUGCCUUUGAGAUGAUGCCACGCUGUGUGCCAUGAGGCCUUCUGUCCACUUGAGGGGACAGGUGGCCUCAGGGACCAAUACACAGGUAACUUCACAACUCCCUGCUCAUUUGGAAGCCUUAAAUGGCUUGUCACUACAAGGUGUCUGGCAGACACGGAUACACCAGCUGGAUCAUGAUGGAAACUGACAGAGCACCUGACCCUGUGCUCGCAUUGUUCCUCAGUUCAGGAUUCCACCCAGAUGUCCCUCUGCUAUUCUCAGGGUCCUCCUCCUUCCAAAUCAACACCCUAACUUUCAUAUUAGAAGUCCGGUGAGACUGUGAAUGCAUUUUGUAACUGCAACCUGCAAGGUCAAAUUUAGGGUUACAUUUUCAGUUGUAUCAGUCUCCUGGCUACAGAAUAUUAAAGAGAUUCUU
This is a messenger RNA of Condylura cristata (star-nosed mole), 4403 nucleotides long. It is a transcript of the gene NATD1, whose product is annotated as N-acetyltransferase domain containing 1. The record is from RefSeq and is a predicted model, not a curated record. The coding region runs from base 1 to 285 and encodes 94 amino acids. Lineage: Eukaryota; Metazoa; Chordata; Mammalia; Eulipotyphla; Talpidae. The transcript has 3 exons.